GCUUCUUCUUUACCCAUUAAACGACGCCACGCGCACCGCAUAGAAGUCUAAAGUUUCGAGAAAAGAAAACCGUCUGUUCUCAAGGCAAGGAAGACAGAGAACACAGAGAGAUCGUCUCGUUUCCUUGCUUUUGUUCUUUUGAACAGAGCCUUUUUGUCAAUUUUACGGUUCCUAUUUCUUAUAUAAUUGCUUAAAACGAUCGGGACUCCUUCCAAGCAAUGUUCAAGUUCUGGAGUUCUCAGGAGCAGCAAACUCAGCCACAGCCACAAAAUGCUCCUUCACAAUCUUGGUACCCUCCAUCUGUAGUGAGCUCCCCUAAUUCCUCUCGCCCUGUAACACCAAGUAGUAGCUCUUCUAGUAACUAUGUGCAGCGGCCUACAGAUCGACCACAGUCUCCUUCACAUGUGUCACCUUCUGAAGCAGCUGGUGUUAUUGCCCUUUUGAAGGAUAAAAGUGUUGAUGAGCUUCGGAAACUGUUAUCAGACAAGGAUGCAUAUCAUCAAUUUUUACUUUCGGUUGAUCAGGUUAAAAUUCAAAAUAAUAUAAGGGAUGAACUUCGCAAAGAAACUCUACAGCUGGCUAGGGAGAACUUGGACAAGGAGCCACGCAUAAUGGAGCUAAGGAACCAGUCCAGAAUAAUACGGACUACUGAGUUGGCUGCUGCUCAGGAGAAAUUAAAUGAACUGUACAGACAGAAAGAAGAGAUUAUGAGGUCCUGCUCUCCUGUAUCCCUUCUCCAAAGGCUUCAAGAAGGAAUGAAUAAGACAGAAGAGGAAUCUGAAAGCCUGCACAGACAACUUAUUGACAGGGAGAUAGAUCUACCAGCUUUUGUACAAAAGUACAAAAAACUCCGCACAACCUACCAUAGACGUGCGCUUAUCCACCUUGCAGCUAAAACAUCAACUGGGUGACAAAGAAUUUGAAUACAAUACCUGAAUACUUAGAAAAGAUGUUUGCUUGUGUAUCAAUGUUCUUGCAAGACAAUACGCUUUUGACAUGUUUGUGUAUUAUAUGAUCGUACUUUUCUUAUGGUUCAA
Messenger RNA from Manihot esculenta (cassava), 1037 nucleotides. Its product is annotated as vacuolar protein-sorting-associated protein 37 homolog 1. NCBI's taxonomy places the organism in Eukaryota, Viridiplantae, Streptophyta, Magnoliopsida, Malpighiales, Euphorbiaceae. Bases 219 to 911 code for a protein of 230 amino acids. The transcript is spliced from 7 exons. Gene Ontology annotation, biological process: protein targeting to membrane; ubiquitin-dependent protein catabolic process via the multivesicular body sorting pathway; protein targeting to vacuole. The record is from RefSeq and is a predicted model, not a curated record. Gene Ontology annotation, cellular component: ESCRT I complex.